CGUCGUUUCCACUCGCUCCCUGAUUCCCAGACCAGAAACCCCAUCCCCCCCUCCCCUGCGGACCAGAAACCCUCCACCCACCACCACCACGACGAGCACGACGAAGGCCCUAUGCCCCGAGGCAGCUCGCAGCGGUGCACCGCCUCCGGCCCGCCGGCCUCGAUGGUCUCCGCCUCCGCCUCCGCCUCCGAGGACGAACUCUCCCUCCUCACCGGCCCGCAGCUCGUGAUCCACCUCACCAAGACCCACCGCAGAGCCGACUUCGAUGCGGUUUCGCGCAUCCUCGCCGCGCGGGACCACGAGAAGGCCACGGCCGAGGCCAAACUGGCGGCUGCGGAGGUCGAACUUGAGGCAGCGAGGGCGCGCUUGAUGGGGGUCGACAAGGUCCAGUCUGACCUAGAGGCCGCGCUCAGGGCGGUCCACGCACAGCAGGAGAAGAUAAAGGCGUUAGCUGGCGCGUAUCGCUGGCCGCGGGACGAGACCGAAGAGAUGGCGCUCGUGCCCGGUGAUGCCGCCCCUGAACCGGUGCAUCAGGACGAGGGGCGCGUCAAGGAGGCGAAGGAGGGGGAGGGGGAAGACGACGGCAUCAUUGACCUGUGCAGCGACGAGGAGGAAGAGGAGAAGACGGCGGUGGCCGGCGAGAUGGAAAUGGAAGGGAGCGGAGAUGAGGACGACAGAGUGCCGCUGAGCCAGCGCUUCAAGCGUCUACGGCGAGCCGAGCCCGGUGAGUUGGAAUCGGGGAAGGGGGGUGGACAGGGGCAAAGCGAUUCGGUCGGUACUCUGGGAAAUGAUCAGCAGAAAUCUUCGUCCGUAAAGAUGGAGGGGCAGAUGACAAGAACCGGGAAGAUGACAUGUAUUCUUGAGGCUUCAAAGGCGGCAGCUUCCGUGCAGGAGAGUGGAGUUGUGAAAUCAGAGAAGUUUGAUGAUGAGAUGCCCAGGACAGUGCUGCUUCCUUCUCGGGGGCUUCUUAGCACGAGCCCUCUACAGAAGGCUUCCUCCAAGAGUGACUAUUGUAAAGCUGGAAUUGGCGAAAAACAAGGCUCAUUUGAUGGUGUUCCAUCUAGUGGAGUCAGUCAGCUAUUGAAGGGGGAUGCAAAAAUGAACCAGGCACCAUUGGUUGGAUCAUCGAACAAAUGUGGCACCAAGGUAAUUGGUGCUGAAAAACAUUCACCUCUAUUAAGACCAUGUGAAGAGCGGAUGAUAACAAGGGAUGUAGUUCCAUUUGAACCUUGCAAUGGCAACAGCAUGUAUGUCCAGGUAAAAAGGGAGGCGGGCUCAUUGCCUUCAACAAUUACCAGUAAAUGGGAGUCUGAAGGACAUCUGUGUAGCUCAGUUUGCAACCAUGUGGAGAUAGCUAUGCAAGCUCUCUGUGCUCUCUAUCGCCAGAGGAAGUUAGCAAUGGAGGAUGCAAGAGAGGAACACAGGGCACAUACUUUGGCGGAGUUUCUUUUGGAUGGUGAUCUGCAGGGACCAAUGAGAAAAACUGUUGCGGAACUAGUGAAUCAUGAUGAGACAAAUCCACCUUUUCUUAUUCAAGUAACAAUCAGUUGCUCUGGGCAGUUGUACGGCAUUUUCAGGAACAAGGAAGAUCCAUACUUCUGCUGACAACAACGAAGCAGCAAGUACAGUAUGUGGGUAGGAUGCAGACUCCGUAGCUUGUACCGAAACCAAACGGUAUGGAUUAGAGUGAUCCUAGUUAGUUCCUCGUCGAACCAUGGUUUGAACCCGUUGAUGAAGAAGCGUAGCAUAGACAUGGCGGCCCUCAUGCCGAGCUUUGUUUUCCGCUAGGGUUUGAAAUGCUGAUGCCUGGGGUGUAUCUCUUUCGUAGUACUCCCUCCGUCCUAAAAUAACUGUCUCAAGCUUAAUACAACUUUAUAUUAGAGCUACUACAAAGUUAAGACAUUUAUUUUGGGACGGAGGGAGUAUGAUGUAGUCACGUGACUCCCUUGCAAAGGGGCGCUCUAAGAAUCCGCUGGGUUGCGGAUUUCGUUAUCAUCAGUAUGACAUUGCAUUAA
This is a messenger RNA of Hordeum vulgare subsp. vulgare (domesticated barley), 2015 nucleotides long. RefSeq lists its product as uncharacterized. Bases 112 to 1605 code for a protein of 497 amino acids. NCBI's taxonomy places the organism in Eukaryota, Viridiplantae, Streptophyta, Magnoliopsida, Poales, Poaceae. The record is from RefSeq and is a predicted model, not a curated record. The transcript has 2 exons.